AUGGAGACCACCCCUGUAGCUAUGCACAAUUUAGGAUCAUCGGUGGAUCAGGAUGCUUUGCUAGAAGAUCAAGAUGAUUCAACCACUCUUGGAGAAGUAAUUAAUUCAUUAGGAUUUGGAAAAUAUCAAAUACGAUUGACGUUUGUAAUGGGAUGUGCCUGGGCCGUAGAUGCCAUGGAAAUGAUGCUAUUAUCCGUCAUUGGUCCAGUUCUCCUUUGUGAAUGGUAUCUUUCAUCAUGGCAGGAAGCCUUUAUAACGACGGUGGUCUUUAUGGGCUUUGGUAUCGGAGCACCAAUUUGGGGCUGGUUGGCAGAUAUAUACGGACGCAAAAUAGGGUUAUUGUCUUCCAGUUUCUGCACUUUCUUUUAUGGAAUAUUAUGCGCUCUAUCUCCUAGCUAUUUUUGGGUUAUAUUUACACGAACAAUAACCGGUUUUGGUAUUUCUGGUGCUGCACAAGCGGUUACUCUCUAUAGUGAAUUCUUGCCUGUCAAAGCUCGAGCUAGAUCAAUUGUCUUUCUCCAAUCAUUUUGGUCGAUUGGAGCAAGUUUCGAAGUUAUUCUAGCCUUUAUUGUUAUGCCUACCCUUGGUUGGAGAUAUUUAGUAGCUUUUUCUAGCCUACCUUGCCUAGUUUUCUGUUUUCUGUAUAAGAUUAUUCCAGAGUCACCACGAUAUUUGUUAAUAUCCGGUCAACGCUCAGAAGCUAUGUCAGUUUUGCAUAAUGUUGCGACAGCAAAUAGGAAGUCCUGGUAUAGUGAAGAUAUAAAAUUGCCUAGCAAGGGAACUCGUGGACGAAUUUGGGAUUUACUGAAACCUCCUUAUACGAAAACAACUUUAUUGAUGUGGUCAAUUUGGUUUUCUGCUGCGGCACUGUAUUAUGGAAUAAUUUUAAUGACUCCAGUGUUAUACACGGUGGAUAGAUGCGGUAAUGGAGAAAAUUCUAUUCACGGAUGCAUAUGUAAGCCACUAUCAAGUGAUGACUAUCGUAAUAUUGUAAUUACAACCGUCUCCGAGUUCCCUGGGAUGAUAUUUGCAUUCCUGAUUGUUGAGCAAUUGGGGAGAAAGAAGGCGUUAUGCUUACAAUUUUCGCUUGCUGGAGUAUUCUUAUUCAUGCUAAUAAUAUGCAGUGCAAGGGUACCGAAGACAAUCCUUAUAUUUUGUGUCCGAGCGCUUAUUUCUGGAGCCUUUCAAGUAGCCUAUGUUUAUACCCCUGAGGUUUAUCCAACAACAUUUAGAGCACUAGGCCUUGGAUUUUGCAGCAGUUUCGCUCGAAUUGGUGCAAUGAUUACACCAUUUUUAGCUCAGGUAAUGUUACCGGUUUCCGAUAUCUUAGCGUUAAGCAUUUACGCUUGCAUUUCCUUCGCGGGAGGAAUUUCUGCGAUGCUUCUCCCAAUAGAAACUAAAGGACGUAUAAUGCAGUCUACAUGCACACUAAUGCAUAACGAACGUGUUGUGCUCCUAUAUUAA
Molecule: messenger RNA, 1464 nt
Organism: Trichoplax adhaerens
Lineage: Eukaryota; Metazoa; Placozoa; Uniplacotomia; Trichoplacea; Trichoplacidae
Exons: 16
Coding region: 1-1464 (487 amino acids)
Biological process (GO): transmembrane transport
Cellular component (GO): membrane
Molecular function (GO): transmembrane transporter activity
Source: RefSeq, a predicted model, not a curated record